AUGGCACACGAGCAUGAUGCCCAACAGGAGACUGUAGGCCCUGCUGAUCCCCUGACAGAAGCCAACGCGAUAGGUAAUUCUGAGUCAGCCUUGCCCGUCUCGGCUGCCGCUGGGGAUGAGGAGAUAGACCUGGAAGAAUCCGAGGAGAAGCGCACUGAGAGGGAAGAAGUGCGGCGCACGCAGAGCCAUACAACCGAUAUCAGUACCGUGACUCGCGCCGCCACCUCCGCCUUCGACAAGAACUGCGAAACGAAGAAGUCCUGGUACAAGACACCGAAUCCGUUGCGAUGGGGACGCAUACCCCCCGUGCCCGAAAAGCGUGAGGAGUCCAGGGAGUAUAAGGCUGGCUUCUUUAGCAAACUGACGUUUCAGUGGAUGGCACCGUUGAUGAAUGUUCGUGAGCUCGAGUUCGUGUGA
Molecule: messenger RNA, 417 nt
Organism: Pseudomassariella vexata
Lineage: Eukaryota; Fungi; Ascomycota; Sordariomycetes; Amphisphaeriales; Pseudomassariaceae
Exons: 1
Coding region: 1-417 (138 amino acids)
Source: RefSeq, a predicted model, not a curated record